Messenger RNA from Didymodactylos carnosus, 1203 nucleotides. The record is from the annotation of a GenBank genome assembly. Lineage: Eukaryota; Metazoa; Rotifera; Eurotatoria; Philodinida; Philodinidae.
AUGCGAAGUGUGAUCAUCAAUCUAAUUGUAUUAAUAUGGAGUUUAAUGAUGGAUGGCUAUGUUAUAAGUGAAAAUCGUGGAAUUAAAAGUGGUCUUGUUUACUGUGAAAUUCAAUCAUGGGUAUUACCGUUAUAUUCCUUUUUCACGUUAAUUGGUAUUAUUAUUGCAAGUUUUCAAAUAUGUAUUUUGACAUUUUGUUGUGGAUGUCGAAAACCGGAACAAUGUUUAAAAGUUCGAAGUUAUGUUAUUGAUAUUAUAUGGGCAUUUUUUAAAGAAGUUCCACAAAUAAUUAUAUUAUUAGAUCUAAAUUUAUGUCGUGAUGGAUGGUUUAAACGUAGUUCAUUAGCUAAAGCAAUAUUUUCAAUUUGUGUUACACUAUGGAAAUUAUAUAAUAUGUAUACUUUUCUUACUACAGAUACAAAUUCAGAUGAUAUACCUAUAUGGUGUCGUACAAAACGUUUAUAUUACUGUUUUCCUAUAAGUUUAAUGCCAAUAUGGACAGUAAAUUUAAUUGUUUCAAUAAUGAUUGCAGUUAUAUUUAUUAAUCGUCCACGUGGACCAGGUGAUAUUAAUAUACCAGGUGCAAUACGUACACUACAUGUUAAUGACAUUUAUCUUUAUGAAAAAUAUAUUAAUCGUAGUGGAAUAUAUUUAAAAUGGCCAUAUAAUAAAAAUGUAAAAUAUUAUAUGAAAUUAAUUGAAAUUGAUCAUGUUAUGGCUAAUUAUAAAAUAAAAGUUCAUUUAUCAUUUGGAAAUAUGAUUAAUAAUAAUAAUAAAUCUGCCAUAUGUUUUGAACGUUCAUUAUUUGAUUUAACACCUCCAAGAUGUUUUAGUUUAAUUGAUAAUAAUACAUUAGAAAUUGUUUCAACUAUUGAUGUAAUUGAAAGAAAAAAUGCAACAUUUACAUUUAUCUAUCGUGAACAACGUAAUCAAUAUAAUAUUGGAAAUAUUAUUUAUUCUGGUGAAUUAUCAAAUAAUAAUUUAUUUUUAGAUAAAUUAUUAUAUUUUCGUUUAAAACAGUAUAAUGCUCAAAAUGAUGAUGAUUUUUUGAUGAGAAUAAAUAAUUAUGUUAAUAUAUCAUCAAUAAAUCAAUUGUAUGAAUUUUAUACAAUUGGAAAAUAUUUAAUACCAAUUGAAAAAGAAUGGAGAUAUGGAGUAGGAAAAUGUAAACCAUGUGUACUUGGACCAAAAAAAGAUUAUUAA